Molecule: messenger RNA, 474 nt
Organism: Paraglomus brasilianum
Lineage: Eukaryota; Fungi; Glomeromycota; Glomeromycetes; Paraglomerales; Paraglomeraceae
Source: the annotation of a GenBank genome assembly
AUGACAAGAAGAACCACGCUUGACGAUAAUAAUCAUAAUCAUGAAGCUGAGAUGACGGCUAUUCAGCUGGUCAGUACAGUGUCUAGAGCUGGUUUGGAAUUGACUGAUCUAGCGUCAGCGACUACUACCAGAAGCAACGAAUCGUCCUUUAUUGAUGUAGAAGAAUCCGGAUUUUCCAAAGAAGACUUAGAAGUGUCACUUACGGCACUGCAUCAGACUCUGCAAAAGCUCAACAAACUUGCAUCGAACAAUGUUCAGUCAGCAUUAGAUAAUGAAUUGGAAAGCGGUGGGUUUAUAGUUGUCAAUAUUAAUAGUCAUGCAAAAAUGUCUGGCUACUUGUUAGCUAUCCGCUUGUAUAAAAUAAUUACAGAAUGUUGGCUGACAUAUGAUAGUUGGAGUUUUGUCCUUUACAGCGAGGCGUGUGAUUAUGUAAGCAUUGUAUCCAGCAGAAUGAUGCGUCACCAAAACACUUAA